AUGGAAGAGGACGACGGCUCUGUGGGCGGCAGAUCGAUAGGACAAGCGGUCACUCGCCGUGAGGCUUCCGGUCAGAACCUCAUUCUUCGAUUUCCUCUUAUGCUUGCUAAUAUACUGAAAGAACUCCGCUUCUUUGAUUCUGUGGUGAUGAAGAAUAAAGCUUUCUUCAAACUACUACAUAUCCUAAAACCGCGAUGUGCUGGUUACUGUUGUGUGGUGCGCAAAUCACAGUGCUAG
Messenger RNA from Cylicostephanus goldi, 237 nucleotides. The record is from the annotation of a GenBank genome assembly. Lineage: Eukaryota; Metazoa; Nematoda; Chromadorea; Rhabditida; Strongylidae.